This is a messenger RNA of Acaulospora morrowiae, 402 nucleotides long. NCBI's taxonomy places the organism in Eukaryota, Fungi, Glomeromycota, Glomeromycetes, Diversisporales, Acaulosporaceae. The record is from the annotation of a GenBank genome assembly.
AUGAAGAUCGAUGACUUUAAUCAGACCGAUGGAUUACUACAAUAUGAUCAAUGGGUCGAAUAUUUAUUUGUUGGCGUGAUUUGGCUAACCAUCCCAAUCGUAUAUACUUACUUUACAUCUAAUGAAAUGGGAGACAUCCCAUUCGUGUGCCCUUCCUCCUAUACUUACCCCUCAGAGGCGGUCGAAGAUGCCUGCAAAAUUCGCAAGGGAAACUUGAUCUGUAUGUGGAUUUAUUAUGUUAUCCUCGUGAUGAUGACGAUGACCGGAUUUCCGAGAAUAUUUUAUUAUAUUGAUGACGAUUAUAUGGAUGACGAUUAUAAUGAAGGUUUCAGGGAAGGAGAAAUCAUGCGCAGAAUAGAUCUAGGCGAUAGCGAGGAAAAAUCGUUUGGUUUGGAAAUAUAG